Chara braunii is the source of this 1304-nucleotide messenger RNA. Lineage: Eukaryota; Viridiplantae; Streptophyta; Charophyceae; Charales; Characeae. The record is from the annotation of a GenBank genome assembly.
GCUAGAAUACCUAACUGCAUCUUCCGGCGGUCCAAUGGAGCCCGACACGAUGGGGCCACAACCGACCACGGGCGAAGCAGGAGAGGAGUACAGGGCAUCGCCCGAUCGAACACUGAGGGAUCAGAAGGAACGAAUUAGGCAAGAAGCACCGCUGAGAUGGGUUGACCAAACCAAUGACGGAGGGCCCGACAUGAGAGACGAACCAGUUGUGACAGAGCCGCAGGAGGCUCUAAAGACGGGUACCUCAAGUGGACGACGAGAAGCGACGAGGCGGCGCUCCCCCGAGUACGAGCGGAGGGACACCAUAGCGGACAGAGAUCGCAAGCCGUUUGUGCGAGCAAGGAGGCUGAAUGAUUACCCGCGAAGCCCUUGCUAUGAGGCCGAUCGGGGUAGAGGCGACUCCCGCGGCCGAUGGGAGACAGGACAGGGCCGCCGAGAUGGAUAUAGGGACGACAGAUACGAGAGAUCGGACCGAGAUGGAUAUAGGGACGACAGAUACGAGAGGUCGGGUCGAGAUGGCUACAGAGGAAGUAGAUAUGAGAGAGGAGAUCGGGACUGGGAACGAAAAGAUGGGUCGCGCGGACGGUUUGAGCGCGGGGGAGAUGCGAGAGAGCAGCACGACGAGUCGCGGGGAUGGUACAACCGAGGGGACCGACGCGAUGAGUCACGAGGACGAUAUAACUCGGGGGACCGCCGGAAUGAUUCGCGAGGGCGGUAUGAGCAAGGAGGGUCAGGAGAAGACCGCCGCAACGAUUCGCACGGACGGAAUGAGAGAGGGGGAUAUGGCGUCUCAUCAGAACCAUAUCCUAAGUCGCCUGACCCCAAGGCGGCCAGGAAUUCGAUCUCUAGAGGCGCAGACGACAGGGCAUCUACUCCCAGGAACUCAUGCUUCUACUGUACAGGAGAAGAUCAUAUCAAGAGGGAUUGCCCGGACCUCAAACGGGCAAUAGAUGAGGGACUUGUCGUGCUUGACGACCGCAAGUACGUCAAGUGGGCAGAUGAUCUGGGAGAUGUAUCGAUGUUUCCUUCGAUGAAGGAGAAUGUCGAAGCAAGGAGAAUAAAGACGAGUAAAGGAAUGGAGCCGGUCACGAGCCAGAGCAUCAAGAUAAUCUUCGAGGGGGAUAUCGCGACCACACCCAUAAGGAUGGCAGCCACCAAGUCGGCAAGAGGGUCUACAUCGAAGAAGACUGACACGGAUUACGUGAUGACGGAGAAGGACGGGCAACGAGUCGAUGGAGAGGAGGUUAUCCUUUAGCCGCGAAAGAGGGGAGUGAAGAAGUUCUUAAUGAAGAGUUCGCUGGACG